AUGGCAACUUUAAAUGAAAAGAAGACCUGCAGCCAACGGAUGGAAGAUUUCCGUCGUUUUGUCUGGAACCCAGAAACAAAGCUCUUCAUGGGAAGGUCCUUAAUUAACUGGGUGUGGAUCAUCCUCUACUAUCUGGCUUUCUACGUGGUGAUAUCGGGGCUGUUUGCACUCUCCAUUUAUUGUUUAAUGCAGACAAUUAAUCCCUACGAGCCGGAUUACCAAGACCAGCUGAAAUCCCCAGGUGUAACCUUACGACCCGAUGUUUAUGGGGAUAGAGGACUACAAAUUUAUUACAACGUAUCCGACAACAAAACCUGGGAAGGUUUAGUGACAAUUCUUGACACUUUUCUAACAGCAUAUACACCAGCUGCUCAGCAUCUGAACAUCAACUGCACCAAUAACACAUACUUCAUCCAGGACACCUUUGAUGGCCCAAAUAAAACGAAACUAUCCUGCAAAUUCACCUCAGAUAUGCUUCAGAACUGCUCUGGCAUCACAGAUCCAACUUUUGGAUUUCCAGAAGGAAAACCCUGUUUUAUUAUAAAAAUGAACAGGAUUAUCAAGUUUUUCCCUGGCAAUGGCACUGCACCAAGGGUGAACUGCUCAUAUGUGGGUGACGAGUCUCGCCCGCUGGAGGUGGACUACUACCCUGUGAACGGCACCUUCAACCUGCACUACUUCCCCUACUACGGGAAAAAGGCUCAGCCCAGCUACAGCAAUCCUUUGGUAGCUGUGAAAUUUCUCAACAUUACAAGGAAUGUAGAACUUAAAAUAGUGUGCAAGAUCAUUGGAGCUGGAAUUACGUUUGAUAAUGUUCAUGAUCCCUAUGAAGGAAAAGUGGAAUUUAAAUUGAAAAUAGAAGACUGAGCAGCAACAGAGACACUUCUGAAAAAUAUGUGAAGAGUAAACUUAACUAUUACCACAUUCAUCUAUAUUUAUUUUCUCAUUAYGGCUCCCAUAUAAAUUACAGUGCAGAGACAUUUUCUACUGCAAGAUGACCCACAGAGCUAAGAUUAAGAUCCAUCAAGAUCCCACUCUCAGAGUGUUAAGAUGAGGAUUAUCUCAAUGUACAUAGCUUAACAUUUCAUGGCUACAGUAUGCUGCUGCCUUCAUGCACAAAUUUGUACAAAACAAGUUUCUCCCAAGGGGUGUAGCUGUGCCUUCAAACAACGUAACUACAGACUCAAAACAUCACUUUGAAUAAUUUUUCAAACCAUAUUAAAUAAUUGAUGUAUGUUACUAAAUCGUGGUUAUUGAGAAAUAACUAGAUAGCUCAAAAAGGACAUCAAUACUCUGAAAUACUAGCAG
Malurus melanocephalus (red-backed fairy wren) is the source of this 1308-nucleotide messenger RNA. It is a transcript of the gene ATP4B, whose product is annotated as ATPase H+/K+ transporting subunit beta. Gene Ontology annotation, molecular function: ATPase activator activity. Lineage: Eukaryota; Metazoa; Chordata; Aves; Passeriformes; Maluridae. Gene Ontology annotation, biological process: intracellular sodium ion homeostasis; potassium ion import across plasma membrane; sodium ion export across plasma membrane. Gene Ontology annotation, cellular component: sodium:potassium-exchanging ATPase complex. The coding region runs from base 1 to 867 and encodes 288 amino acids. The record is from RefSeq and is a predicted model, not a curated record. The transcript is spliced from 7 exons.